AUGAUUAGAUUUAUUUUAUUCUGUGUAAGUGUUCUUUUUCUCGAGAAUUGUCAUGCCCGUUACUUGGAGGGCCUCAAUCUUAACUUGGGUGAAGCUUUACAAUUUUUACGGGAGUAUGAUCAAGAAGCUUCUGGGGUUUGUAAUAAAGUUAUGACAGCUCAGUGGAAUUUUGCUACUAAUGUUACUGAUUUGGAAGAACAAACAACAAAGUUAAAAUUUGAAAGAUCGUCAUGGCGUAAAGCAGUUAACUUUGCAUGGACUAGAGUACCUGAUCCAUUAGCGCGAAGACAAUUAAAAAUGAUUACCAUGAAAGGAAGAAAUGCGUUGACUCAGGAUAAAUUUAAUGAAGUAAUUAUUCCAAUUCAUCACUUAAUUGUAGAGAUGAAAGAGCUUCAUAGCAGAGCCCGACUUUGUCCAUACAAAAAAACAGGCAUCACUUGUGACAUGGACAUGACUGCAGAAGUUUCAAAAAUAAUGGCCCAGUCUCGAGAUUAUGAAGAAUUACUUCACUACUGGCGCGCUUGGCACGAAGCUGUUGGACCUCCUUUAAAAAAUAAGUACAUGAGAUACGUUCAACUGGCCAACCAAGCUGCAAGACUCAACGGGUUCACUGACGCAGGAGACCAGAUGCGUGAGGCCUUUGAAGAUGAUUACUUUCAGCAGAAUAUUGCAGAAGUUAUUUCUGCGAUAAACCCGCUGUAUAAAAAUCUCUUCACCUAUGUGAGGACCAGAUUGAUUGAUAGGUAUGGUGAUAAACUCAGACCUGAUGGUCCUUUGCCUGCGCAUCUGCUAGGAAAUAUGUGGGCGCAAAACUGGGAGGGAAUUUAUGAUUUAGUGGAGCCUUUUGCUGGAGCUAGACGAUUUGAUUACAAAGACCAACCAUAUAUUUUCCGGAAUGAAGCUCUUCCAGGGUUCCAUGAAGCAGUCAGCGACGCGAUAGAGCUCUCAGUAAUGAACCCACGACAUUUCCAGAGAAUAGGCUUGUACAAUAAUUCAACUGAAGACUACGAGAGCAACAUUAAUUUUCUGAUGCUGAUGGCGCUGCGUAAAGUGGUUUAUUUACCCUUCGCUUACAUAAUUGAUCAAUGGAGGUGGCGGGUAUUCAGCGAUGGAGUAGCAGAUAUGACAACUCGCUGGUGGGAAUUGCGGCUCCAGUACCAAGGAAUUGUCCCACCUCUUCCAAGACUCGAGCGUGACUUUGAUCCGGGUGCUAAGUAUCACAUACCAGCUGAUAUUCCUUACACGAAAUAUUUCGUAGGAGCUGUUUUGCAAUUUCAAUUAUUUGAGUCUCUGUGUGACAUAUCAGGUCAUGUUGGUGAAUUGCACUUGUGUGAUAUUUAUCGGUCACAAGAAGCUGGUCGAUUAUUGUCAGAAAUAUUGUCUCAAGGAUCAUCAAGAAAUUGGCAUGAAGUCGUUCGACUAAUGACCAGAGGAAAGAUGGACCGAAUUGAUGUUGGUCCUAUGUUGAGAUACUUUGAGCCUUUAUUCAAAUGGUUGCAACGACAGAAUGAAAUUGAACCGAUCAUUGGAUGGAUUACUAGCCAAGAUGACACUUCGCUAUUCGCUCACUGGUACAGAAGUUCUUCAGAAAAAGUAAAAGCUUGGUCACUGAGCAUAUUAAUUCCUCUAAUUAUUUGUCUAGUGCGAUGA
This is a messenger RNA of Cotesia congregata, 1650 nucleotides long. NCBI's taxonomy places the organism in Eukaryota, Metazoa, Arthropoda, Insecta, Hymenoptera, Braconidae. The record is from the annotation of a GenBank genome assembly.